AUGAGUCUUUCCGUGAAUUUCAACAAACAUUCUCAAGCACUUUCGUCAGCUUAUAAAGAAGUUAGAGAUGGUGAUAUAGAUAAAUGGGUAAUUUAUAGUUAUGAAAAAGGAGGAAAUAAUGAUCUAAAGGUUUUGAACACCGGAGAUAGAGGACUUGAUGAAUUACAAGAGGAAUUUGAUGAUGGCAAAAUUCAAUAUGCAUAUGUGAAAGUAAAGGAUCCCAACACGGAAUUAGCUAAGAUUGUGCUUAUUGGUUGGUGUGGUGAUGGUGUACCGGAAGCGAAAAAAGGAUUUUUUAAUUCACAUUUGAAUGAAGUUUCCGAAUUUUUAAAGGGGUAUCAUCUCAAAAUAAAUGCUAGGUCUGAGAGUGAUAUUGAUCCAUCAUAUAUAAUGAAGCGUAUCGAUGAAAGUGGUGGAUCUAAAUAUUCUAUUAAUAUUAAUAAGAAUGCUCCCCCACCAAAGCCAGAGCCUAUUUUACCAGUGAGAUCAGUAUAUCAACCUGAAAAAAUACCAAAUAUUACUGAAUUGCAACGAAAGGCCCCUCGAGAGAGAAUCGAGCCUGUGAGAUCAGUUUACGAACCUAUUAAAGUACCAAAUAUGAAUGAAUUGAGGCGAAGCGCCCCUCAAGAGAAAGUCGAACCAUUGAAAUCAUCGUAUCAACCUGUUCAGGUUCCAGAUAUAAGUGAAUUACAACGAAGUGCACUUCAAGAAAAAAUUGAACCUGUUCGCUCCACAUAUCAACCUGUUCAAGUACCAGAUAUAAGUGAAUUACAACGAAGUGCACCUCAAGAAAAAAUUGAACCUGUCCGCUCCACAUAUCAACCUGUUCAGAUACCAAAUAUAACUGAAUUACAACGAAGUGCACCUCAAGAAAAAAUUGAACCUGUCCGCUCCACAUAUCAACCUGUACAACCUCCAAAACCAAAACCAAUUAAUAGUGCACGUUUGGCGUUUUUAAAUGCAGGAAAAGAAACAGAGCCACCUGCUUCAGAAUAUCGACGAGAUCGUGAGGAUCGUGAAAAAGCUGAACGUGAGAAAGCAAAACGCGAAGAACAAGAACGCUUGCGACAGGAACGUGAAAAUGCUGAACAGGAUAGAGCUGAACAAGAACAAUUGGAAUUGGAAAGAGCUGAACAACAGUCUAGGAAAGCAAGAGAAGAACAAGGAAGAUUAGAAAAAGAACGUACAGAAAAGGAAAGAUUAAGGCGACAAAAAGAGGAAGAAGAGGAACGCUUGAGACUAGAAGAGGAGGAGCUACUUCGCCAGCAAGAAUUGGAAAAUGCCGAGAUUUCUGGAACUACAGAAUCCAAGACCUUUUCAGCACGUGUUCUUUACCCUUAUGAUGCUGCCGAGGAUAACGAAAUGUCGUUAAUGGAAGGUGAAAUAAUUGUAGAAAUCACCCAAGUAGAUGAAGGAUGGUGGCAAGGCGAAAGUAAAGAUGGUUCUCGCGCUGGGUUAUUCCCCGCCCUUUAUGAUUAUGAUGCCGGUGAAGAUAAUGAAAUUUCAUUUAGGGAAGAUGAUAUUAUUACUGAAAUUGAUUUCGUAUCGGAUGAUUGGUGGCAGGGUACAACAUCAGAUGGUGCAGUCGGACUUUUCCCAGCUAACUAUGUGGAGUUGAUUUGA
This is a messenger RNA of Dentiscutata erythropus, 1623 nucleotides long. NCBI's taxonomy places the organism in Eukaryota, Fungi, Glomeromycota, Glomeromycetes, Diversisporales, Gigasporaceae. The record is from the annotation of a GenBank genome assembly.